AUGGCAUCCGUCAAGAAAUCGGGUUCGCCCGUCGCAGUGACCCAAGAACCUACCAUUGUGCCACCGGAGAAGCCCGAAAUGUCUGCUUCGCCACCUCGCAUUCUCAUCAUCGGUGCUGGAUCACGCGGUCAGGCAUAUGCCCAUGCAACUCAGACAUCCAGCAAUGGUGUUGUAGCGGCCGUUGCUGAACCCAUCAGCUACAAGCGCCAAACCUUUGGCAGGACAUAUAUAUGGGGCUCAAGUCCCCCGCAAGAUGGUCAACAGUUUUCUGACUGGAGAGAUUUUGUCACCUACGAGACACGCCGCCGCGAGAGGGAAAGUGCUGGGGAGAGUGUGCCGCCCGGUGUUGACGCUGUCUUCAUCUGCGUCCUGGACGAGAUGCACCGCGAUGUUGUUAUCGGAUUAGCGCCUCUCGGAUUGCACGUAAUGUGCGAAAAGCCAUUCGCGACGACUUUGGGAGACUGCCUUGACAUGUACAAGGCCCUCAAACCGCCUGCUGGCCAGGAACCCAAAAACGUCUUCUCCAUUGGUCAUGUACUUCGGUACAGCCCACAUAACAUGCUCCUUCGCAAAUUGCUUCUCGAAGAACGUGUCGUUGGUGAAAUCAUUAACAUUGUUCACACCGAGCCAGUUGGUUGGUGGCAUUUUACCCAUUCCUAUGUCCGCGGUAAUUGGCGAAACGAGAAAACGACUGCACCAAGUCUUCUUACCAAGAGCUGCCACGACAUUGAUCUGAUUCUAUGGCUUCUCAGUGCGCCUACUAAAGCAGGCAAAGGCAGCCCGCACCUACCUUCCACCGUAUCUUCGACCGGCUCCCUUCAGCUCUUCCGCAAGAGCCGCAAACCAGCCGCGGCAGGGGACGCGACGAAUUGUCUAUCUUGCCCCUUGGGGGAUGAAGGCUGCAAGUACUCGGCUAAGAAUAUCUAUCUUGGCCCAAAUCUCCAAGGUCUCGGGUCCGGAAAUACCAACUGGCCUGUCAGCAUUGUGCUUCCCGAAAUCGAGGACUUCGGUACGACGUCUCGAAACAAGGUGUUGGCCUCUAAGCUUGCCGAGGACUAUGAUGAAACGACUCCCCAGGAGAUCAUCUCGUCGCGAAACUGGUUUGGCCGCUGUGUAUUCGACGCAGACAACAAUGUGUGCGACCAACAGACUGUGACCAUUAACUGGGACGAUGACUUGACAGAUCCGGAAACCCCUAAGCCGUCCAAAUCGGCCACGCUCCACAUGAUUGCUCACACCAAGAAGAUAUGUGAAAGAUAUACGCACAUCUAUGGCGUCGACGGAGAGAUAUAUGCUGAUUCACGCUCGAUUAACAUUGAGAACUUCAACACCGGCACCACCCAGACCUACUAUCCAACCAUCGAGGACGCCGGGCAUGGCGGCGGUGACAAGGGCCUGGCGCGCCAGUUCAUAUUGGCUGUUGACCGAGUAAAAAACCAUGGAUGGACACCGGAGAGAGCGCAGAAUGAGUAUAUCGGCUGCUCGCUGGAAGAAGUAAUCCGCUCGCAUGCCAUGGUGUUUGCUGCAGAAGAGGCAAGGACAGGCAAAAGGGUUGUUGACUGGGAACCAUGGUGGUCGCACAAGAUUGCAAGUGCGAAUAGUGAGUGA
Messenger RNA from Colletotrichum truncatum, 1608 nucleotides. RefSeq names its product streptomycin biosynthesis protein (oxidoreductase). Gene Ontology annotation, molecular function: nucleotide binding. The record is from RefSeq and is a predicted model, not a curated record. Lineage: Eukaryota; Fungi; Ascomycota; Sordariomycetes; Glomerellales; Glomerellaceae.